UUGUAGCCUCUGCACCUGUGUUUAUUUGGACAGCAGAGGGAGACUGCUUCUUGCCUUUUGUCUACUGGGAGAGGAUUGAGGAAGCAGAUUUGGUUGAUGUUGGGACUUGUAGGACUUGUAAGGAAACUGUCUUUCUCUUUGAUAUACUUUUGUGCUGACAUAGUAUUUUCAGUUGCCAGGGAAUCAGCUUGUAAAGAGAUGAGCUUUGGACAUUCCUCCUGUCUCUGCCAUCCUAAUACUGCAGCUUUGUUGAUUGGCUUCAGGCUGUGUGGACUUUCUCUCCUGUCUGCCCAGGUGUACUCCGGUUGUGGCAUUGUGUACUGCAGGAUGCGGGAUAUGUGUGACCAGCUGGCUACUGAGCUGAGCUACCGAGGAGUGAAAGCCAAGGCUUAUCAUGCAGGACUCAAGGCAGCUGACAGGACUUUAAUCCAGAAUGAGUGGAUGGAGGAGAAGAUCCCUGUAAUUGUUGCAACCAUCAGUUUUGGAAUGGGAGUAGACAAAGCCAACGUCAGAUUUGUUGCCCACUGGAAUAUUGCUAAGUCAAUGGCUGGAUAUUACCAAGAGUCUGGCAGAGCUGGGAGAGAUGGGAAGCCAUCCUGCUGUCGCCUAUAUUACUCAAGGCAUGAGAGGGAUCAAGUCAGCUUUCUGAUUAAGAAGGAGCUCUCUAACAUCCAGGAAAAAGAAGGCACCUUAAAAGAAUCUGACAAAGCUGUGAUGACAGCUUUUGAUGCCAUUGUGAACUUCUGUGAGGAGCUGGGAUGUCGCCAUGCUGCCAUAGCAAAGUACUUUGGGGAUGUCACCCCUCCUUGUAACAAGUGCUGUGACUACUGCAAGAACCCAGCAGCAGUGAAAAGACAAUGGGAGUCACUGGAGCGGUGCAGCAACAGCUGGAGCAGAACCUGCAUUGGGCCCACGAGCUCCUCUUGGGAGGGCUAUGACCCAGAACUGUAUGAAGGCGGAAGAAGAGGUUGCAGAGGUUUUAGCAGAUAUGAUGAAGAAAGCAGUGGGAAUGCGGAUGAAGCCAAUGAAGAGAGUCGGAAACGGGAGUGGAACAGCUUCUACAGAAAGCAGAUGAGUCUGCGCAGAGGCAAAGAACCAGAAAAGGAAGAUUUUGUUCCUCCAAGUGCAGACUGUCCCUUGAAGGAUGCCAUCAGCAGGAGAAUCUCUAAGCUCACAGUGAAGGGACGGGAGCACUGCUUGAAGAUGCUGGAAGAAGCUUUGAGCACCAAUCAAAAGGUUCUAGCAGCAGCAGGAGAAGGCAAUUCACUGCCCCAUUCCUUAGGAUUUACUUGGAAGUUAUCACUUGUUCUUGCACCAGAGAGAGUCUGUUUUGUGAUGCCUGGGAGGUGCUUAACCAUAAGUGUUCCCUUUGCAAAUCUAGAAGUGUGUCUUGCCAGAAAUCACCCUAGCCUGUGUUACAGGUCAGACCCUCACGCCUGUGCCGUGGAGCUGGAGUAUGAAGCUUUCCGAACCAGUAAAAUGGCGAACUCAUACAAGGCAACUGUGCUAAAGAAGGUAGCAGAAAUCAACAAAGCCUCAAAACAAGGAGAGUUGUUCUCAGUCUUUGGGUCUGCAACUGGUAGCAAGAGCAACUUGGAAACAAAAUCUGAGUCUGCAGCAGAAGAGGACUUCCUCCCUGCAUCCCAGGUUUACUCAUUCAAACCCAAGCGUGUGGGAGCAGGAUUUCCAAGGAGAUCCAGUUUGUUCCAGACAGCUUCUGAACUGCUGAAGAUCCAGGAGAAGAGUGAUGCAAAGCCUGACAAAAAAGAAGCAGACUGUCCAAAUGGACAAGACAACAGUAACUGCAGUCUGGAGCUGGACACCAGGAGCCCUGUUCUCCAGAAGAAAGAAAUAGCAAUGUGUGAGAGUGCUGGUGUGGAAGUACUCCAUCCUGAAAAGAAGGAGCAGCAACCCAAUCCAGACACAAAAGCUGCCCUUUUGAGGGGCCCUAAUAAGAAGUCCAAACGUAGCAAAAAGCAGCAAAUGCUCACAGAAGCAGCUAAAAAAGAAUCACAGGAUAUUUCCAAAUUCUUCUCCCUCCACAAAGGUGGGUUUAAAGCCAAAAGCUGCAGCUCAGCAAAGGAAGGUGGCUGUUCUGCAAGCACACUACCUCAGGUUUCUUCUCAAACCGUGUGUCAAGAGAAACCAACACCUCAGGAAAACAAAGGAGAAGAUGUGAUUGGACAACCCCAGGCAGAGAGUGAAGAACUGGAAGAGGCACAAGUAGCACUGACUGAGAGAGAACAGGAUUUCAAGACCCCUCAGGCUGAUGAAUCUGAGAUCCUUCAGGAAGAAACUGAUGUGAAACCCAGUGCUGAUGAAAAUGUCACAGAAACUGAGCUAACUUUUGCUGAGGAAAGUGGGAGUAGGAAGCGACCAGGAUCAGAUGAGGAUAUAGAAAUUCCUGCAACAAAGCUGCUACGGACAGCUGCAAAAUCUUCAAUUCUGUCCCAGCCAGAAAGCAGAAGUGUCGGUCUAACAAAGAAGAAGGUGACUUUUGAUCCAAACUUAUUGCAGUGUGAUAAAGAAGGAACCAGCAGGACCAUACAGGCAGUGACCAAGGCUAUGUCCCUCAAAGAGACAGCAGACAUCGUUGUCAAAUAUUUGACCCCAUUCUACAAGGAUGGCAAAUUUGCUUCCAAGGAUCUGUUCAAAGGCUUUGCUCGGCACCUGUCUCACUUACUGACCGAAGAGCAGAACCCAGCCCGCAAGACUGGUGGUGCUUCCUCUCUUGCAGUGAAGGAGGAAGCACAGAGACUCAUCAAGGAGUUUUUCAAAACAAGGGUCAGGUGUGAGAGUGAGACAGACUGGCAGGAGCUGCAGAGCUCCGGGAGCUGACUCUCAGAUCACGUUGGCUGCCCUCCUCCAGUGGUGCGACCAGGGGAGCUUGAAGAACUCACCCAUGGAGGGUUUCAUGGACUUGCAGAACUGAGCUUGCUUUUCCAACAGCAUUUUUGCUCACUUCUGAUCUUAGUGACACACAGUUCCAGGAAACCAGUUUCUGUGGACGUAUGGAGAGUUUCUCCAGUAAGUGGGGUGCUGAAGCCCAGUGCUCACACCUUGCUAAGAGGUGUGAGCUACUCAUCUGUUGUGUAGGUUAGGGGCAACCACCCCAGAUGUUCUGCAGUGUCUCCAACCUCUAUGCAGCAGUUUGCUCAGACUUUCCAACAGGCACUCUGCUUUCGGAUGGCAUCUUGCUUCCUAGAUAGGUCCUCUCCUGCUCCCCCAUCCCUUAGUUCUUAUUCCAAUGUUGCCAGUAGAAGCCUUAUACUAGAAAUUCACAUGCUUUGCUCAGGGCUGCCAAUGAUAAAGUUGAUGAUUGAGUUCUUGGAUGGACAGGAGAGGAGCAUUUUGUUUCUCCCAUACAGGCAAUGUAUACUUGCUGAAGGUGGAGAAACUCAAUUUCUUUUUUCUUUUAAUCUGAACUUCUCUUUUUUGACUUUGUCUAGUUCUUCCUGCCCUUUAAUAUUAAGCGGUGAUGCUUUUUCAGUAUUAACCUCUCCAAUAGUAGCACCAAGGUUGCCAACACUUUUCCAGCGUUUGCUUGUAACCCCUAAAGCCAUAUUUGCUACCUGUGCCUCACCUGCAGUCUGCAAUACCGAAGGCAGUGGUGCUGUUACAACUGGUUAAGGUACCACUGUGGCCCUCAAAUUGACACUAUGGUGUGUCUGCUGCUAUAUUUAUAUAAGAAUCUGAACUUUAGGGCAUCAGUGGGCUUGAAAUAACCCAAUUCCCUGGCACAGGUUCUUUCUGUUCAGUUGUUACUGGGUUCUGCUUUUGUUCCAUUCUCAUAGAGGUUGGUGGCCUCAGGCACUAGUGCUGCUGGAGGAAUCUGCAGCCUCAGAGGCCAUCAAAUGCCUUUUAGAUCACUGUACUCAAUGGGUGUAUUUUUUUUUAAUGUACUGAAGGCUACAUGUGGAACUGACAAUAAACCAGUGUUAGAGCUGUUGUGGACUCUUCCUGGAAGCUUUUUGUUACCACUCAUUCAUAUGGACUGGUCUCAGAUACAUUAGGACGUCAUCGCUGUGAACAUAGACAUGAAAGCUCAUUUCAUAUCUGAACAGACAGCUAAUAAAUGCAAGCCUGGGAGGGGCUGGAUGGGAAGCGCGUGCCCACAGAUACCUCCACCCCUUUACUGCUGCAGGACUUCUCCAGCUAGGAGCAAGUGGAGAACCUGGAAAUGUUUAACUCAAAGUCACUUUCAUCUUCAGCUUGCCCUUGUCAGUGGAGGCCAAAGGGCUUUACAAGAAGCCUUUUACACAAUACAAGUGUUUUUUAGCUGUUGCCUGCUAGUUUCUGGUUUACCUUCCCAUGAAAAAUCCUGUUUUGUCAGCGAA
Molecule: messenger RNA, 4337 nt
Organism: Pezoporus occidentalis (night parrot)
Lineage: Eukaryota; Metazoa; Chordata; Aves; Psittaciformes; Psittacidae
Product: ATP-dependent DNA helicase Q5-like
Exons: 16
Coding region: 97-2838 (913 amino acids)
Biological process (GO): double-strand break repair via homologous recombination
Cellular component (GO): nucleus; chromosome; cytoplasm
Molecular function (GO): 3'-5' DNA helicase activity; four-way junction helicase activity
Source: RefSeq, a predicted model, not a curated record